This is a messenger RNA of Bombina bombina (fire-bellied toad), 1975 nucleotides long. It is a transcript of the gene PRIMPOL, whose product is annotated as primase and DNA directed polymerase. The transcript has 13 exons. Gene Ontology annotation, molecular function: DNA-directed DNA polymerase activity; chromatin binding. NCBI's taxonomy places the organism in Eukaryota, Metazoa, Chordata, Amphibia, Anura, Bombinatoridae. The record is from RefSeq and is a predicted model, not a curated record. Gene Ontology annotation, biological process: response to UV; replication fork processing; mitochondrial DNA replication. The coding region runs from base 69 to 1760 and encodes 563 amino acids. Gene Ontology annotation, cellular component: mitochondrial matrix; nucleus.
CGGGAAAGGUCGCUGUGAUGUCAGUGGUGGUGAGCAAAGUGACGUAAACAUAAUUAUUAAUAGAAAACAUGAAUGGGAAAUGGGUAGAAAAGAUAAAGAAGGUUGAGGAGCUUGCAUCUCAAUAUGAAAGACAUCCACUUUGCAUGGCCUACAAACCUAAGCUUGCCAAACCGUGGCAACCCCCUUCUGUUUGGAGAUUGUUUCCUCGACAAGCAUUAGCUUUUAACUUUGCUAAGACACAGAAGGCGGAUGUUCAUGUAUUUGCCUUGGAGACAGUUAUUGACGAUACUGAACGAAGACUGUUUCUUGUAACAACAUAUACAGAGUUUUGGUUUUAUUAUGUCAAACACUAUAAAACCCUGGCUCAUUGUUAUGAGAUUAUUCCUGCAGAGACCGUUUGUAAACUUUACUUUGACUUAGAGUUUAAUAUAUCAGCAAAUCCAGGAGCCGAUGGUCAAAAAAUGGUUGCUCUCGUAAUAGAGUACUUCAGUAACAAGCUAGAAGAAUGUUAUGGUCUUAAAUGUUCAACAGAUUGUGUUUUAAAUUUGGAUUCCAGCACUAAAGAGAAAUUUAGUCGUCAUUUAAUAUUUGUAUUUCAAGAUGCAGCCUUUAAAGAUAAUAUACAUGUUGGUAAUUUUGUAAAAGGCGCAUUACAACCAGUUUUCCAUUUAAUUGAACAUAAAUUGGAUGUAGAAAUAACGUGUGAAACUCAUAUUUCCACUAAGGACACAGUGGAAGUUUCUAAUCUAAUACCACAUCAUGGGAUUUGUACAGCCAAAAGGAAUCUUCAACAAAUCAGGAAAAAAGAAUAUGAUCUUUCUUCUCUAAUUGUGAAAGAUAAGGAUGGAUCAAAUCGGCUUUUUAUUGAUCUUGGAGUUUACACAAAGAAUAGAAAUUUUCGCUUGUAUAAAUCCUCAAAAUUGGGCAAGAAUGUACCCUUUAAAGUGGCUGAAGAUAACGCAUUUAUUCCCAAGCCUCAAAAAUAUAUUUCUGCAGAAGAAUCCCUAUUUCUUAGCUCAUUGGUGAGCAAUGUUCGAUUUUCAGAUACUAUGAAAAUUCUUAUUUGUGUAAGCCCAGAAAAUGACAAAAACAGGUCUGCUUGUCUUGACCACGAAAGUAAAAAUGUGCCAGGUAUCAUUAUGAAAGGAUAUCAGUUUUCACCAUAUCCUGAAAUUGAUUAUUUUAUUCUGUCCAUUGUAACACGAGAUGGCUUUCAAGGAGGUAUACGACAAUGGAACUAUUUCUUCUCAGAGGAACUGCUCGUUUAUGACACCGUGAAUUAUCGCUGGUGUGAAAAUAUAGGGCGGUCACACAAAAGUAAUAAUGUAAUGCUGCUAGUAAAUUUGAAGGGAGAACAUUGGUACCAGAAAUGCUACGAUCCAGUGUGCAGAGCACAAAACUUUAAGUCAAACUGUUAUCCUUUGCCUUCAGAAAUUUGCCUUCAUUUUCUUUUUAAAGAGGAUGAUGAGGAAUUCUUUUAUUCAAUGGAUGAAAAUGGUAAUAUCAAGGAAACUAAGGUAAACGUGCACAGCCAUGCGCAAGAGAUGUUAUCUGCUAAAAAAUCUGAAGAUUUCACAUCCUGUGAGAGAGACUGGGACAGUGGUAUUGACGAUGCCUGUAUCUUGGAAGCCACCGAAGAUGUAGAAUUAGCAGAUGCACUGGAUAAGAAUAUGAGUGAUUUGUAUUGUGAGGACAAAGAAAUACCAGAUGAGCUUUUAUUACAAGCUUUAAAUGAAUACGACAUGUUUAUGAAAAAUUGAACUGGCAGAUUUUUUUCUGCACUGAAUGUUUUUCAACUUUAGAUACACAGAGAUGAAGAAUUAGUAUUCAAUCAAGCCAACAAUUCAAGCUUUUCUUUUUUAAUUUACUGACAGAUAUAUUUAUUUUUUCAAAUAUGUAUUAUAAAACCUUUUAAUUUGUUGUGUACUAUUGGUCAAAGAAAAUAUGUCUUUGAAAUACAUAUUAUUUAAGCUAA